CCUGUAACAGAUUUUAUUUAUAUAUUUUUAUAAAUUGUUUUAUUAUUAUAAUAAUAACCAACAUGAGCCAAACAUUGUGUAAUGGUUCAGGCGAGAAGCAAGUUCGCGUAUGGGUGGAUGGUUGUUUUGACAUGGUUCAUUUCGGUCAUGCGAAUUUGAUUCGCCAAGCCAAGCUGCUCGGAGACUACCUUAUUGUGGGUGUCCAUAGCGAUGAGGAAAUUACGAAACAUAAAGGUCCGCCUGUUUUUAACCAAGAGGAACGCUACAGAAUGGUCCGAGCAAUUAAAUGGGUUGACGAGAUCGUAGAAGGAGCCCCUUAUUGCACAACAAUUGAAACCUUGGACAAAUACAAUUGUGAUUUCGUUUGCCAUGGCGAUGAUAUUUCCGUAACUGCCGAUGGCAGUGAUGCGUAUCAAGAAGUAAAAGAUGCUGGUCGUUAUCGCGAAGUCAGUCGUACACAAGGUGUUUCUACGACUGAUAUUGUCGGUCGAAUGCUUCUUGUUACUAAAUCUCAUCACAAACGUGAGGGAGAAGAUUUACCAGACAAAGAACGAGUCCAUCAAAUACAAAAAGAUGCUUCCGGACACAGCCCUUGGACUGGCGUCUCACAAUUUCUUGCAACUACUAAAAGAAUCGUGCAGUUUUCAGGAGGACGUGAAGCAAAGCCUACAGAUAAGGUUAUCUACGUCGCUGGUGCCUUUGAUUGCUUCCAUAUCGGUCAUUUAACAUUUCUUGAAAAAGCAGCGACGUACGGAGAUUAUGUAAUCGUAGGAUUACACACUGAUACUGAAGUGAAUCGCUAUUGUGGAAGCAACUACCCGAUUAUGAAUCUUCACGAAAGAGUUUUGAGUGUCCUAGCAUGUCGUCAUGUCGAUGAGGUGGUGAUUGGAGCCCCUUAUACGGUUUCCAGAGAUAUCAUGGCUCAUUUCAAAGUCAAUCUUGUAAUUCAUGGAAAUAGCAAAGUAUAUGCUGAUUCAGUUGGUGGGGAUCCAUACGCGGAACCAAAAAAGCAAGAAAAGUUUCGUUUAAUUGGCACGGAAUCUACGCUGAACACAGCUGGUUUGGUGCAAAGAAUAAUAGAGCAUCGCCAGCUAUACGAAGCGCGGAAUUUGAAAAAAGAAAAAAAGGAAUUGGCAGUUUAUGAGGCUACUCGUCAAGAUCAAGGCUUCAAAGCUGUGUAGUUUCUGGAAUAAUUUAUUAUAGUCCUAUACUCAGUGAUUCCAAUACAAGGUGGUCGCUUGAAAAACUGAAAAUUUGUCAAAAAUUUAUCAGUCCCUGUGUCAGAUUUUAAAUUUUUAAAAGAAUAAUCACUUUUUCAAUCUGAAAGUGUUGGUUUCAAAAUAUAAAUCAAAUAAAACCUGGAACAAGUUAGAACCUAAAAGAAAUAAAAACGUAUUGAAAAAGAAUAGAGUGGGCUAGCAUUUAUUCAUGACCUCAUCUGACCUUCAAAUUUUCUGUUUUUCUAGCGAUCGCCCUGUAUUCCCUAUAUAAUUCCUUCACACAUAUUCUAUUGAACUAAUGCUUUUGUCAAAUGUCUAUGCAUCUGGAACAGAUAACUGGUUAAUUAAGUAUUGCCAUACCCAAUGUGCACUGCUAACUGGCAUUGGUUUAUCAUAUGAUAAGUCUUCUUGGCUUUCCACUAAAUAUUGAAAUCUCGUCCUAUUUAAAGAAGUACAUUUUGUUUCAACUCUAUUCUAAAAUCUUACGGUACUUUGGGAGGCCGUUAUUCGCUAUACGAUUAUGCGGUCUUAUCGACUUUUCUCUCCCUGGAAUAAAAUUGAUAACCCUAUUUGCUAUAUGAUUGAGCAAUCUUAUAAAUUUUUAUGGAAAUCAUUUUCUCUUUAUGACUAAGCUGUCUCGUCGACUCAGGAUAAGAAUGUAUUCUCUAUUCUGCCCCACAACAGGGAUGCUUUUGAAUGAAGGCUAUUCAAUUGAAGUGCAAUAUAUAGCGCAGAAGUAAAUAUAUUUAAAAAAUUUAUCUACGAUUAUUGAUUUGACUUUUUUUGACCAUAAAAUAUUUUAAAAGAUGUUUUCCAGUUUAACUCUUUCCACUUAGCUCUUUUUGAGCAUCUACCGAUAUCUAACGUGGGACUAUAUUUUGAUAAAACUGGAAUUUUUCAUAUCGACAACUGCCUAGUUUAUUUCACCCUGAAUAAGGUUGCAACAAAAUUAAGUCUAACACUUCGGCCACCAGACUGUUUCUUUGUCAACAAAUGUUUGUUUUUUCUUCAAUUUUAUCGACUAUGAUUCUUCAACAAUCUUUUUCAAAAGAGCUCAAUCAUUGACAGUUUGAAAUUUAUCAUAAAUUAUUUUAGCUUCGCUCUUAAAUUUUGAUAAUGUGAGAUUAGGCUUUGAAGUCUGGGAAACCAAUGUCCAACCUUGAUUCAAUGCUAUUAAAAAAUUCUCAUUUUCGACCAUGGUUCUCGACCUGUCGUACUUGAAAAUCCCCCUAGUGGUACGCGAGCAGCUUUGGAUUUCUGCAAGAAUUAAUUGCCUAAAUUAGGCCAGCAACGCUUUAUCUUCAUCUUCCAUAUUGUAUGUAUUCGGUGUUGAACGGUGUUUAAAGUGCUGCCGGUCCUUUUUAGCGAUCGCCCUCUUCUGUUCAGUUACGUGUCACCUCACAAAGGAUGUUUGGCCACAUUAUAAAUACUCCCAUGGCACGUCCUUUUGCCAUCCCGCCCCAAAAAAGGGGCUUUGUCAGUAAUAUGCGGCGAGUGAAAAACAGUAAAUUGGUUUGCAGUCUUUAAAAAGAUUGAGGACCACCUAUCUAUGAACUAUGAGAAAAAAAAAAUUUGAACGUAAAAAUGUCUGAAAAGAAUGUCAAAUUCAUGAAUUUUUGCGUUUCGUCGUAAAUGUGGACUCCUCAGCCUUGUAAUUAUAGAUCAACAAAUUCAUUUCGCAAACAGAAAAACUAUGGUAAAUUUCAGCUAUUCUUUAUGUUAUCGAAAUAUCAGACAUCAAGCCACACUGCACUAAAUUAGUGUUCCUUCUGUUCUUAGUGUUCCCUUUAUUGUUUUCAUUUAUUUAUGUCAUAUCGGUACGAAUCCUUUAUUAUUUAUUCAGAUUUAGUUACUGUUGUGUUGUUUGUAUAAUUUAUGUCGCACAUUAUGCAUGGUAUGUAGCAAAGUUCGCAGAUAUGCCUGUCAAGUGUAAGUUGUUGUUUUUUAAGCUUUAUCUUAACCAAGGGGCGUAAAACCUUUAAUACAGAAAGAAUAGAUAAAAUUAACUGUGUGAAACCGCGGCCACGCCUUUAUUUAACAUAGGCUUUCUAGUAAUUACAGGCACUGUUUGGGUAUUUUCACUUAUGACAUGCUCUGUUCACUUCGCACAAGCUAUCUGUUAGGUGUUAGCUGUUGUAACGUUAUUAGCAUUAACAAUAAAUUGGACUCGGGUAUAGUCUUUGCAACACCGCGGGAUUGGAGCGUACUGAAUUAAACUAAAUUAAAAACCAGUUUUUGCGCACCAUUUGAAAUUGGCAUCUCUCCACAUUUUUCUUCUUUUUUAAGAUUUCUUUGUUUUGAAUUUAUAAGAGUUUAAUUGUUUUAUUAAUCAAUGUUACUGUUGAAUUGAAAUAUAUAUUUGUAUGCAGAA
Molecule: messenger RNA, 3591 nt
Organism: Styela clava
Lineage: Eukaryota; Metazoa; Chordata; Ascidiacea; Stolidobranchia; Styelidae
Product: ethanolamine-phosphate cytidylyltransferase-like
Biological process (GO): phosphatidylethanolamine biosynthetic process
Cellular component (GO): cytoplasm
Molecular function (GO): ethanolamine-phosphate cytidylyltransferase activity
Source: RefSeq, a predicted model, not a curated record